GGAGGGGGUGAGGAGCGCCGGAAACGCGUGUCUGGAGGCCGGGGACCCGCCUCCGACCGCCUCCCGACUCUGGGGCUUUUUAAGGCCAGUCCUCUCCGCAGCCAUCCCCGGCGGGGAAAACGUAGCGCGCAUGCGGCGCCGGGCACCCUCCAGAUAGUCUCAGCAGAAGCGUGGUUAGACAAAAUGGCCCUGGUGCCCUAUGAGGAGACCAGGGGAAUGGGGCUCCAGAAAUUCCACCAGCCUCUUGCCACUUUCUCCUUUGCAAACCACACGAUCCAAAUCCGGCAGGACUGGAGGCAGCUUGGAGUCGCAGCAGUUGUUUGGGAUGCGGCUGUUGUCCUUUCCACGUUUCUGGAGAUGGGCGCUGUGGAGCUCAGGGACUGCUCUGCCGUGGAGCUGGGUGCUGGCACAGGGCUGGUGGGCAUAGUAGCUGCCCUGCUGGGUCAAUGGGAAAUAAUGUACCAACAGUUUUCUGGGUUACAAAAGCAACAAAAUUGGGAAGAAAUGAAAAGCCAUGAAUUCAAUGUGGGAGGAAGGAAGAAAAAAAACUAUACUUGGAAAAGGAAAAAAAAACAAAAAACAAAAAACAAAAAACAAAACUACACUUGAAAAUAUUUGGGCUAUAGUCCAAGUUCUGUUACUAAAUCAUUACUUGAUUCUCUUAUCUCUUCUGUAAAAUAAACACAUCUAGUUGUAGCCACAAAAUAUAAUUGCUGUAAGCAUUAAAUAAGGUCAUGUAUAUCAAAGUACUUUCAAAACUGAAGUCUGGUCCUACUGACCAUAUUUUCCUAUAUAACACUGAUUUAUACAUUUGAUUAUUCCAAAAGGAUUUCAGAGUUUCAAUAAAACACAACUAAAAAGAUAGAAGUCAAAAAACUGUUAUGUCUCUAGGUUUACAUAAUGAUCUACUAGAAAAAUCUAGACUUAAGGAAAUAUAAUAAAUUUAGUUGAGAUUCCAUACAACAUGUAAAUGUAUAAGACAACAUGUGUAUGGUAAACAGAAGGAACUAAGGGAUAUUUCACCUUACUAUUGAAGAGGAACAUUUUAAGUUUUAUUAACACUCUAACACUUUACCACUUGAAUUGUGACAUGUUCAUUUAUUGAGCUAAGAAUUAUAAAUGCUGUUGUAAAUGUAUUAGUUAUAUUGUUCCUUAAUGAAAAAUCAACUUGUUCUAUCAAAAACUGUGUGUGCACAUACAGAGAAGAAAUAAAAAUAAAGCUUUUAAAAAUCUCAAAAUGU
Messenger RNA from Marmota monax (woodchuck), 1241 nucleotides. It is a transcript of the gene Mettl21a, whose product is annotated as methyltransferase 21A, HSPA lysine. Gene Ontology annotation, cellular component: cytosol; cytoplasm. Gene Ontology annotation, biological process: peptidyl-lysine methylation. Lineage: Eukaryota; Metazoa; Chordata; Mammalia; Rodentia; Sciuridae. The record is from RefSeq and is a predicted model, not a curated record. Bases 184 to 609 code for a protein of 141 amino acids. The transcript has 5 exons. Gene Ontology annotation, molecular function: protein-lysine N-methyltransferase activity.